Fusarium sp. VM40 is the source of this 918-nucleotide messenger RNA. The record is from the annotation of a GenBank genome assembly. Lineage: Eukaryota; Fungi; Ascomycota; Sordariomycetes; Hypocreales; Nectriaceae.
AUGGCUCAUCACCGCCUUCUAAGUCAAGAUUCAGCCAUUUUCUCUCCUUCUGUCGCUCGCAUUGCCGCAUCCACCGCCCGCGAUUGGUCUUACAUCGACGCAUGGCUCUCGUCCAAAUUCCAUCCCCGAUCGGUCCCUCCUUUUGAGCGCAACAACGAUACACUUAAAGCUCUCCUCGCCCUCGCAUCUGUCAAUGAGUUGGCUGAUGAGGAGCGUAACCUAGUCGCCAAGUCUGAAGCCGCAGCGUUGCAGGAGCUCACCGAGUCUGAAUCUAAGAUCGACCAGACGAGCCGACCGUUGAGGGAAGGCCUCAUCGAAGCUGUACAACACAACCUACCUACUGAUGGCCAUACCGCCCUCGAUGCUAUGGCAAACAUGGCUUUGCAAUUUGGUGUCGCCUUCCCCGAACCCGAGAUACUAGGCCGACGCAUGUGCCAACUUCAAUCGAGCAUCCAUGACGCUGAACACAUGAAAGCCCGGGUCGAGAUUCUUCACAAACAUAUCGAUGAAGAAGCGGCUCGUAUCAACGAUACCCUCAAAGAUUUGCAGCGCGAAGACUACCAACCUCCUGCACAUCUUGCCAAACAAAACCUUGAAAUGCAGCGUAAGGUCAAGGCGUUGGCUACCAAGUUGCCUGAGCUACAGGACAAAGUUGCCACUCUCGCAGCGUCUGCCGACUUCUCACACCCAGCCAUCGUCGAUCUUGCUCGUGAUGAGCAAGAGUAUUUAUCUGUGUUGGCACGGAAGAAGGAGCUCGACCUCCAGCUGGCUUCCUUCCAGGGUCUCCCCAGUAACCCAGACAUGGCCAGAGCAGAACUCGAAGAGCUUCGAGACCAGCUUCGUUCAAUAGAAUCGCGGCGCGACGCUGUUUUCGAAGGACUAGUGGAGCGUGAGAGCCCUGUGAAGCGACGACGCUGA